Epinephelus fuscoguttatus (brown-marbled grouper) is the source of this 1067-nucleotide messenger RNA. RefSeq names its product major histocompatibility complex class I-related gene protein-like. The coding region runs from base 450 to 1019 and encodes 189 amino acids. NCBI's taxonomy places the organism in Eukaryota, Metazoa, Chordata, Actinopteri, Perciformes, Serranidae. The record is from RefSeq and is a predicted model, not a curated record. The transcript has 3 exons. Gene Ontology annotation, cellular component: external side of plasma membrane. Gene Ontology annotation, biological process: immune response.
CUAUGUCACUAACCUCUUGGUGGUCUUCACACAGAGUGCUUCCUGUUUGAAGGCUGCCCUGCCCCAAUAAAUGAUUGGACAUUUCAGAUGUCAUGUAAUUUUGAUCAUGUGAUAUCACAGCUUGUGUGAGCCCACAGUUACAUUAACUUUCUUUUGCAAGGGGAAGACCUAUACCUGCUUAAGCUUAAGUGUCCCACAUUAGGCGAAUCCACUCUAUGGGUCUGAUCACUUUUUUAAUGAAUUGACAUCAUUCCAGACAGGAUGUCAGUGUGUCUGUGACCUCCUGUACGGACUGAAGGCUGCUGGAAACUGUCGGGAAACUGUCCGACUUCACCGCAGCUUUUUGUCACCGCCCCUGCUGCAGCCGCCUGCUCUCGUCUACUUUCCAGGCGAGAGCAGUUCAUCUCCAGCGAGCCUACUCCCUCCUCCCAGUGCCAACUGGCAAGAAAAUGCGGAACAAACAGCUACCACUUCUUCAUCAAAACAAGAUGAAAAAUCUACUUUUGCUGCUUCUCUUGUGUCACGUGUCGUCAUCAGUAAAACACUCCCUGAAGUUUCUCCUCACUGCAUCUUCUGGAGUUCCAAACUUCCCACAGCUUGUGGGUACUGCAGUGGUUGAUGACAUUCUAGCUGGUUACUGCGACACCGAUAUAAAGGUCGUAGAACCAAAACAGGACUGGGUGAAAACAGCAUUAGAAAACAAUCCGCAGCAUUUGGAGUGGUACACUCAAUACUGUUUUGAGAUCCUGCCACAUGCCUACAAAGCCUGGAUGGACGACUUGAAGCAGCACUUCAACCAAAGUGGAGAUAUCCACAUUUUCCAGAGGCUGAAUGGCUGUGAGUGGGAUGAUGAGACUGGAGAGGUAAAGGGUUUUGUGCAGUAUGGUUAUGAAGGAGAAGACUUCAUGUCAUUGGACCUGAAGACACUGACAUGGAUCGCUCUGAAACCACAGGCUGUCAUCACCAAACUGAGAUGGGAUGCUGACAAAGACAGACUAAAACGCCAUGAAAACUACUGAACUCAUGUUUGUCCUGAGUGGCUGAAGACUUAUGUGGCCUUUGGAAAU